Molecule: messenger RNA, 1617 nt
Organism: Alternaria atra
Lineage: Eukaryota; Fungi; Ascomycota; Dothideomycetes; Pleosporales; Pleosporaceae
Exons: 3
Coding region: 1-1617 (538 amino acids)
Source: RefSeq, a predicted model, not a curated record
AUGUCACUGUACGUUCUACUAUUGCUAUUCAGCAUCGUUGCUGCCCAAGAGCGGGACAAGUUCUGUAUCCCUCCGAAGACGCCGUUACCACUUCCUGCUUGCACUAGGCAAUGUCUCAUCGGAGCAGGCAAGGUUCUCGAUGGCACCUGCGCCGACAACCUCAGUGGCUUUUGUCAACUUUCCGACGUUGUUUCCACACACUUCAGGAUGUAUGGGCCAUGUCUUCUCGAGGCAUGUCCAAGUGUGACAGACCGACAAGACUAUGUAAAUAUGUUCAAGGCGGUGUGUAAGGGCACGGAUGAGUUUAGAACUUCCACGUUUGGGGAUGACUUCAACUAUAAAGACUUGCUCACGGGGACACCAUCGGGUAGUGUUGCGACAAGUACUGAGGAUUCGACGAGUAGCAGCGUGGCGACGUUAGCGGAUAUACCGACCACCAUUAAGGUAAUCACGGCAGCUACUUCAACAUUGUCAACUAGCCCCUCGACAUCGAGUUCUUCGUCAAGUUCGGAGACGGAAAAGUCAGCAGACGCACCAUCGUCGCCACCAGCCGCUUCAACGCCAGCUGCAGCACCCAGCUCUACAGAUAUGGGGAACCCCACGUCUGCCAUAGUAGCGCCACCUCCAAACGAUUCCGGCCAUGCUCUACCUACAUCACAAGGGCAGAACGGCGUCAAUAUUAAUACCCACGUCAUUGUCGCUACGACCUCCCAAGUCGUAACUCAUUCCGCCACUGCUGCUGGUGCUGGUGCUUCUCCCACCGUGCCUACUCUCAGCACCACCACUAUCGUUGGUAUAGCAGUAGGUGGUACCGUAGGCAUCGCUCUGAUCAUUGGACUCAUAUUCCUCUUCCUGCGCCGUCGCAAACGUCGAGCCUCUCUUGCCUCCUCCGCAGACAUUUGGGAGCCCUCACGCAAGACCAGUCCAAAACCCAAACUUCCGACGAUUGACGACGACUCGCGCUUCGAGCGAUACUCAGAAGUUGGAGCUGGUAAACCAAUGCGUCAACGCUCGAAGGCUGAACUACACAGCGAGAGCGCACCACCACCACCACCUCGUCUCCAGACUGCACAUAAUGGCUAUCCUAACCCGCCAGAAAUGCAUGGUGGAAGUGAUAGUAAGAGCACGCAAUACUACCACCAUGUUCAACGACCAGAAACGCAUCGUCAUAGUAGCAACAUGGACUCUCGGUAUCCUCAGAUGGGCUCCCACGCCGUUACAAAUAUGCCGUCACCAGCGUCACCCGUCUCUACUUCUUCAACAAUGCAAAACUGGCAUGCCAACUCGCCAUCUGGAGUACCUAAAGUCAGACUGAGUAGUGCUGAUCUCCCCAGCGAAGGAAUGAGGAGUCCGGUGAGCGAACUUGGCACUAACGCACCUCUCCGCUCGACACGCUCGGCGGAACUUCAUGGGACGCAUAUAAUCAGUCCGAUCAGUGAGCUUGGAACGGGUUCUUUCCUUAGUGGCGAGAACCAGGCGGCUGAACUGCACACUGAGCCUGUACUGUCGCCGAAGCUUGGACCGAGGGGUGGAGGAGAUAUGACGACUGUUAUUGCGGAGAUAGAGGGGUCGAGUAUGCUGAAAGGGCAUCGAUCUGGAGUUUCAACAAACUUCUAG